GUGCGGACUCAGAGCUGUCAUCUGAAAGAGAUUUAAACUUCUCUGUACCUGUGGAUUUUUUUUCUUCAGACGUCCCCCCCUGAAAGAGGGACUGAUCUGCCUGUGGGCCACCUAAAGAAAAGCUGUUUUAGAUCUGACGUGAGUUUCUGUUUAACAGCUGACUGGGACAGAGCGUUUCAGCUGUGACCCUGUGCUGCCCUGUAUGCAUGGAGGCUGAUCAAUGGAGGCUGUUGCUCUGAGGUCACAAAUCAUCAUUUCAAACCAGCGUCAUCGUCUGUAGCCCAGAAGACUGCCCUGAAUUCACACCGGUGCAGACAUAUUCUGUUCAAGGAUCCUGGAGCUGCAAGACUAAAGAGAGAGAGAGAGAGGAGAAGAAAAUAAACAAGUGUUAUAAAAGACGCUCUUCAUGAAUUCACCAAAAACCUGAAGGGAAAUACUGCAAGUUGGCUGGCAGACCUUAGGAGGCAUGUGGACAAUGAGUAUGGCUUGGCUGCGUCUCUCUGCCUUCAUUGUCCUUCUGCUUGGUUGUUUUCAUACGGCUGUCACGGAAAAUGACGUAACUCCACGCCUCACCUUUUCUUACAAUGCAAAGGAGAGAACUACCAGAAGUUUCUCAGUGAGCGGAGUCUUCAACUUUACCUCUCUGCUGCUCAGUAGCGAAAACGGCAUGUUGUAUGUUGGCGCUCGGGAGAGUCUCUUCGCUCUCAGUCUCUCUGAUAUCAGCGCAGCCAAGCUACAAAGAAAGCUUGCAUGGAAAACCCCAGAGAGGAAGAGAGAAGAGUGCAGUUUCAAAGGCAAAGACCUGCAGACGGAUUGCUUCAACUACAUCAAAAUCUUACUACGCAUGAACAGCACUCAUCUGUACGUUUGUGGAACCUAUUCCUUCAGCCCCAUCUGUGCUUACAUAAACACUACAGACUUCUCCCUUGUCAAGAGCGAUACUGGUGAGAUUGUUACAGAGGAUGGACGGAGCCGCUGCCCAUUCAACCCUGAAUACAAGUCCACUGCCAUCAUGGCUGAUGGAGAGCUGUAUACUGGCACAGUCAGUAAUUUCCAAGGAAAUGAACCCAUCAUUUACAAGAGUCUAAGCCAAGGAACAGCUCUAAAAACAGAAAACUCACUUAACUGGCUUCAAGAUCCAGCCUUUGUUGGCUCUGCCUACAUACAGGAGAGCCUUCCCAAGGGCAACCCGGUGGGCGAUGAUGAUAAGAUUUACUUCUUCUUCAGUGAAGCGGGGAAGGAGUUUGAUUUCUUUGACAACACCAUUGUGUCACGCAUUGCUCGUGUGUGUAAGGGUGACGUUGGAGGUGAAAGGGUGCUGCAGAAGAAAUGGACGACGUUCCUGAAGGCUCAGCUCUUGUGUUCUCUGCCCGAUGACGGCUUUCCCUUCAACAUAAUCCAAGACAUGUUUGUGCUCACACCCAGUCCCGAGGACUGGAAGAACACAGUGUUUUAUGGAGUCUUCACCUCUCAGUGGUACAAAGGUGCAUCAGGAAGCUCUGCAGUGUGCUCCUUCACUAUGGACCAGGUAGAAAAGGCGUUCAACGGGCGAUACCGUGAGGUUAACCGCGAAACCCAGCAGUGGUAUACUUACAACCAUCCGGUGCCAGAGCCUCGGCCUGGAGCGUGCAUCACAAACGCUGCCAGAAAACAGGGCAUCUCCUCCUCGUUGCUCAUGCCAGACAAGGUGCUGAAUUUUGUCAAAGACCACUUCCUGAUGGACAGCGUGAUCCGCAGCCAGCCUCUGCUACUCAAGCGCAAUGUCCGCUACACGCAGAUCGCCGUCCAUCGUGUUCAAGCAGCUAAAAAGGUGUAUAACGUGCUCUUCAUUGGCACAGAUGAUGGGAGACUUCAUAAAGCCAUUAACGUCAACAAGAAGAUGCACAUUAUUGAAGAGAUGGUGCUCUUCCGUGACUCUCAGCCGGUGCAGCACAUUGAGCUGGACACUGAAAAGGGUCAGCUCUAUGUUUCUUCUUUCUCUGAACUGGUGGAGGUCUCAGUAGCUAACUGCACUAAUUAUCAGAGCUGUGGGGAGUGCAUCCUCUCCAGGGAUCCUUACUGUGCCUGGAAUGGGAAGCAAUGUGUAGAUGUCAGACGUGCUACACCAAACAAUGCCUGGCGGCAGGAUGUAGAUGAAGCAGACACAUCAGCUAUUUGCAAUAAGACUGUGGCAAGUCCACGGUUUGCCAGACCUCCACCUACACGGAUGUCGUCAUGCCAGCUGAUCAUUAUCCCAGCCAACACAUUCAAAGUACUGCCCUGCAAGCUGCGCUCUAAUUUGGCUGAAAGGAAGUGGGAGUUCAGUGAGAGCGCAGGUCACUUCCAUUACCCCAGCCCGGAGGGGGGACUGGUGGUGGUAGCUCAAGCGGACAAGCAGGAAACAUACGAGUGCUGGUCAGUGGAGGAGGGCUUCAGACAGCUGCUGGCAAACUACUGUGUGAGAGGCGAAGCCAAGGAGGAGAGCACCACCUUGACAGGCCGUUCACGUACGCCGCAGAUCUCACAGGAGGAAAUCAUCAUCCUGCCAGGGGAGGCCCGCUCGCCGCAGAUCAACACAAAGACCUACUGGAACGAGCUGAUCGUUGUAUGCGCCCUCCUGGUGUUUUCCCUGGUAGUCUUCUCCCUUUUUGUGGUUUACAGGAACCGUGACCACAUGAAGUCCAUGCUGAAGGAGGGAGAGUGCCCGAACAUGCAGCAGAAGAAGCCCAGAAUAGUGGUGAAACCCGCUGAAAACUUGCCGCUCAACGGCAACACAGUCACAACCUCAGCUUCGGAUCACAAGGGGUACCAGACCCUUAAUGACAACUACAUCUGCAGCACUCCACCGCACGAGUGCUCGUCACCUGAUAACAGCAAGAGCUUCUCUGAAUCGGAGAAGAGGCCUCUGAACUUAAGAGAGAGCCACGUGGAGAUUUCACCCACGUGCCCCCGGCCUCGAGUCAGGCUGGGCUCCGAGAUUAAAGACUCUAUAGUGUGAGGCAGGCUUCAUGUUAUAUGGAGUGACUGCUUUUGAACUCAAAGGAAAGAGUGCACUUGUUGAGAAAGACAAAAACAUAAGAGGGAAAAAUCAGCACUCUUGUGGAGAGACUUUACAUUACACAGAUUUUGCACUCUCUCUCUCGCUCCUUUUUCUUUCUUUUUUUAUUCUGUCGAUGUGGUCCAUGUGCAUUUUAUUUCGUUUUCCUCUCACCCUCUUAUUCAAGUGCAUUUGAAGCACACUGAAGAAGCUCCGGCUCGCCUUCAGACUUUCACGUACGGCUCACGGGAAUGUAACGAGCAUUGAGAUGGCAUCGUGACCACGAUUUAGCGAACAGAUUUCAGAGAGUUGCCUUUCACAGUCCGUCCAUAUGACAUGCCGGUAAUACUCUGAAAGGCAGAGUGAUGCUCGAACACGACGCCUGACGCAGUGUUUGCUGAUUUAUUUUCAUUCUGCGAGAGUUUAGCCUUCACUGAGGUUGUGCACUAUGUACUGUACUGUAGCAAGGUAAACCAGAAUCCACACGAACAAGUCAAAGACAGGCAAGAUAUACAUAUAUAUAUAUUAAAAAAGUCCUGUAAUGUUUCUUACAGGAUAGCCUGUGUACAUUCACACAAGUACACUCAUUAUUUUAGAGUUAAUUCAAACACAGCAAGAACAAAGAAAUCUGAAAAGAUGAAAGCAGAAAUGCAGAAACUCUUACCACCUCAAUCACUGCACUCCAAGAAAAGAGAGAAAUGUGCUUUUUAAGUAUUGCCAUCUUUACUAGGUAUAAAUAUUUGUCUGAUGACGACUGACUUUAAGUUGUUAGAUUUUUCUUGGUUUUCUUUCACCAAAUGUGAUAAAAGGGAAGGAAGGGAGGGGGACUCAUUCCAGGUAUUAUCACGCUAUUCUUCAUGAGAUAGGCAGUCUAUGCAAAGCAAAUAAUGUGAAGUGGGGUAAACACCGAGAAACACCUCACCUUGAGACUGAGUAAGCACAAAGGUGUUGGCACUGUUAAUUACUUUAGAUACAGUGGCACUACAAACACACACCCACGCAAAGAGACGCACACUCAUUACACCGCAGUCGCAAGUAUGCAAGAGAUUUUAGCCAUUUUGGUGCGUUUCCUGGAGAAAGAUGAUGCAGCUCUGAAAGGCCGGCAUGACAAAAACAGACGAUAAAAGACGAGCGCCCGGAACGGUAAUGUUAAAUCUGUGGCAGGUCAUUUAUUGCAGCAUGAUGAAAGGUUAUAAAUAUUUAUUAUCAUCAUUAUUAAUAUUAUUAUUAUGUGGCCAAAUGGUUAUUUUAUGGAGACAUUUUUUCACAGCUGUUCUGUCACUGAAUCAUACUGAAUCUAAAACAAACACCUAAAAAUAAUGUGAUUUCCAUAACACACCUGUAGACUGCCACCUUUGAUAUAAAUAUAAACUGAAGAGUGUUAAUGAAGAAAACAGCCUCUUAGGUGGUUGUAAAGGCAACCAUUAAGGCAAUAACUCUCAUUGUCAUUCAGUAAUAAACAGGGGAAUUGUUCAUUUUACUGAUUUUUCUCGCUUUAAUAUAACUAAAUCAGAUGAUUGCGUAACUUGAAAGCAUUUCUCAUGUCAUCCAAUAUUUUUUAUUCUUACUUGAGUAUGGCUCUAGUAUUGUGAUCCAGCCAGCAAAAUCAAUACUUCACAACAACAACAACAGAAAAAAUGCGUACCUAAAGGGAAGGCAUAUACAUCGUGACUCAGAAAGCACAGGAUUUGCACAUCAUGUUAAGAGCCUUAGUACACUGCAGGUUAUGGAUUUGGUUACAAAUCUGCCUUGGGGGGAGGGGUGGGAAUGGAGAAUGCCUUCUGAAACAAUAAUCAAGAGAUGUGCCUCUUGGGGAUAAUAAACUAACCAGGUAGUAGUGCUCUGGAGUCAAAUGCUACACUGUAGGUGUGACAGGACUGGCCAUACUUAAAAAAAAAACAAAAAAACACGUCAAAACCGUGAAUACGUGUAAUUUAAUUGUGUCAAUGUUGUCCAAUACGUGCUCAUGAGAGGUGUCGUUUUAUUUUACAUUUUUGUUAGGGUGGCUUCAAGCGCAGUCAGGGAUUCUAUUUUAUUCUUAAACUGUAGUGCAUAAAUAACCACUGGCUGAUUUUUCUUUUCUUUUUUUUUAAAUAUUAAAAAAAAUAUAAGCAUUAGUAUUAUAUUACAUUUUGUAUAAAUGGCACUGCAAAACUGAAUUUCAAAGACUAGUCAGCUAUAUUCACUCAUGCAAUAUGAAAGACUCAUGCUUUGACUGUUAUUAAAAACAACAAUAAGUGGCAGCUUUUGGUGAAGCGGCUGUCAUCAGAACAAUAUUAAAUUUGCAAAGCGCAGAAUAAAUACAGCGUGGCAGUGAUUUAGUCGAAUAUGUGCAGGUACUGAAUAUGUUUUUCUUUAUUUGAAUACAAGCCUACACUAUUAAUGCCACAGUGAAAGUAUCGUCGUCUGCUCUCACUUAUUGAACCACUAUAGUCGGGCCUUCUUCUAUUUGUGACAGUACAAGUUGCUCAGACUCUUGUCAACAUGUAUUGUAAGUAAACAAGUUUUUAUGUAAAGUUGUUUUGUAAAUUCAGCUGCCAAUGUAAAAAAUAUUGUGAAUUGUAUUUUUUUGUAUCAUACAUCACUACUGUUUUCUUUCUUUUUGUAUUGUAUAUAAAAAGCACUUUAUUUUAAUUUUUCAA
Messenger RNA from Pelmatolapia mariae (spotted tilapia), 5658 nucleotides. It is a transcript of the gene sema4ba, whose product is annotated as sema domain, immunoglobulin domain (Ig), transmembrane domain (TM) and short cytoplasmic domain, (semaphorin) 4Ba. NCBI's taxonomy places the organism in Eukaryota, Metazoa, Chordata, Actinopteri, Cichliformes, Cichlidae. The coding region runs from base 467 to 2977 and encodes 836 amino acids. Gene Ontology annotation, cellular component: plasma membrane. Gene Ontology annotation, molecular function: chemorepellent activity; semaphorin receptor binding. Gene Ontology annotation, biological process: positive regulation of cell migration; negative chemotaxis; axon guidance. The transcript is spliced from 15 exons. The record is from RefSeq and is a predicted model, not a curated record.